Messenger RNA from Malus domestica (apple), 1116 nucleotides. The record is from RefSeq and is a predicted model, not a curated record. Lineage: Eukaryota; Viridiplantae; Streptophyta; Magnoliopsida; Rosales; Rosaceae.
AUGACGGUGGUGGCUGGAGUUAGGGGAAAAGUAGAAGGUGGGAGGGUUUCAAUUUUGUUGUUUUUGAAGAGGCGGAGCCACAAUGGGGUCAAUGGGAUCGCACGACCUCUUGGAAGCCAUGGAAAUAACCUUAGAGGUCCCUUGGAGCUGCUGAAUUAUUAUGGAACGGUUUUUAAGAGAAAGUCAUCAUCGGGUUCGGGUAGUUCGAAUAAUGUUGAUAGUUCAAAUACUGUUGAUAAUGAUGAUAAAGUUAGAGAAGUUGUGAUGGAAAAUGCUCUGAGGAAUCUCAAAUUACUAGCUUCUUCCAUUAAAAAAGAAAUUGUGAAUUCAUGUGCCCUUGAAACACUUGAUGCUAUCAUGGAUGGUAUAAAAGAUAGAUUCUUUUCAAUAUUGGUGGAUGAAGCACGUGAUGUGUCGGUGAAAGAGCAAAUGGCUAUGGUGUUACGUUAUGUGGAUGACAACGAGCAUGUAAUUGAAAGAUUUGUGGGUAUCCAACAUGUUACCGACACUACUUCAAGUUCACUAAAGGAUGCUAUUGACACAUUCUUUUCUCGCAACGGUUUGAGCAUUUCCAAGCUACAAGGACAAGGUUAUGAUGGUGCUAGCAAUAUGAGAGCUCUUGUUGCCGUAGCAAAGAAGAAUAUAGAUAUUGCCUCUUUUUUUGCAACGGCUAAUAGUGUGGUUAAUCAUGUUGGAGCAUCUUGUAAGCGGCGUGAUUUACUUAGACAGCAACUUCAAGAAGAGCUUGUGAUAGCUUUUGAAAAUGAUUGUCUUAUAACGGGGCGAGGCUUAAAUCAAGAAACAAGUCUCAAACGUGCCGAUAACACACAAUGGAACUCAUACUAUGGUACCUUGAUUAGCAUCAUUUCCAUGUUUUCAUCCGUGGUUCAUGUGCUUCAAAUGGUUAUUGAUGAUAAUCCCAAUGAAAGUGCGGGUGAAGCAAAUAAGUUAAUGAGAGAAAUACGGAGGUCAAGGCGUAAUGCUCCAAUAAAGACAAAUCAUCAUCAUUAUCGUGUAGAGCUCUUUAUUUAUGUCAUUGAUGAGCAAAUUACGGAGUUAGAGGAUCGCUUUAAUGAGUUGCAACUGCUUCAGUGGAGAGAGUAUUUUGUGUCAUGA